Elephantulus edwardii (Cape elephant shrew) is the source of this 3180-nucleotide messenger RNA. RefSeq names its product acyl-CoA dehydrogenase family, member 10 (gene ACAD10). The transcript has 20 exons. Bases 1 to 3180 code for a protein of 1059 amino acids. The record is from RefSeq and is a predicted model, not a curated record. Lineage: Eukaryota; Metazoa; Chordata; Mammalia; Macroscelidea; Macroscelididae. Gene Ontology annotation, molecular function: oxidoreductase activity, acting on the CH-CH group of donors; flavin adenine dinucleotide binding.
AUGACCCUCAGGAGACUCUGCCAGUCCUUGCUGCUCCAGGGGGCUUGGAGGACCACCUUCCUGACACACAGUUGGAGCAGGCCCUGGGGGGCCCGGCGGUGGGUGCACUCCCGAGGAGGCAGCACCUACAGAGCAGUGAUUUUUGACAUGGGUGGUGUUCUCAUUCCUUCCCCAGGCAAGGUGGCUGCAGAGUGGGAGGCCAGGAACCACAUUCCUUCUGGAACAAUACUGAAGGCCCUGGUUGCAGGGGGUGACAGUGGACCCUGGUUAACAUUUAUGAGAGGAGAGAUAACGCUGGAUAAUUUUCUGCAAGAAUUUGGGCGACUGUGCUCUGACAUGGCCAAGACUGUGGUGCCCGUGGACGCGUUUUUCUCUCUGUUGACCAGUGAGCAGGUCACCAAACAGUUCCCGGUGAUGACUGAAGCCAUAGCGCAGAUCCGGACAAGAGGCCUGCAGACUGCAGUCUUGAGCAAUAACUUCCGUCUUUCCAGUGGGAACAGCUUUCUGCCCCUGGACCGGAAGCAGUUUGACGUGGUCGUGGAGUCUUGCCUGGAAGGCAUCUGUAAGCCUGACCCCAGGAUCUACAAGCUGUGCUUGGAGCGGCUGGGUGUACAGCCCUCUGAAACCAUCUUCCUGGACGAUCUUGGACUGAAUCUCAAGGCAGCUGCCAGUCUGGGGAUUCACACUGUGAAGGUUAGUGACCCAGAAACUGCCAUCAAGGAAUUAGAAGCCCUUUUGGGCUUUACGCUGAGAGCUGUUCCAAACACUUGCUCUGUGAGAACAAGAAUGGAAAUUCCCAAAGACUCCUUGGAGAAGUAUCUCAGAGGCUUACUGGGGACCCAGACCACAGGUCACUUGGAACUCCUCCAAUUUGAUCACGGACAGUCAAACCCGACUUACUACAUCCGAUUGGCCGACCGCCAGCUGGUUCUGAGGAAGAAACCCCCGGGGAAGCUCCUUCCGUCUGCCCAUGCAGUGGAGAGGGAAUUCAGGAUAAUGAAAGCUCUCUCCAGUGCUGGAGUUCCUGUCCCCAAAGUCCUUGACCUCUGUGAAGAUUCAAGCAUCAUCGGCACUCCCUUCUAUCUGAUGGAGUACUGUCCGGGCAUCAUCUACAAAGACCCCUCUCUGCCUGGCUUGGAGCCUAGCCACAGGCGGGCCGUGUACACUGCCAUGAACAGAGUCUUGUGUCAGAUUCACAGUGUGGACAUCACAGCUGCCGGCCUAGGGGACUAUGGGAAGCAAGGGGACUAUAUUCCACGGCAGGUGCAGACCUGGAUCAAGCAGUACCGGGCCUCGGAGACCAGCACCGUGCCGGCCAUGGAGAGGCUCAUUGAGUGGCUCCCGAGUCACCUGCCGCGGGAGCAGAGGAGCACCGUGGUGCACGGGGACUUCAGGCUCGACAACCUCAUUUUCCACCCCGAGAAGCCAGAGGUGAAGGCCGUCCUGGACUGGGAGCUGUCCACCCUGGGUGACCCACUGGCGGAUGUGGCCUACAGCUGCCUGGCUCACUACCUGCCGUCAGAUUUCCCAGUGCUUCGAGGUUUGCGGGACUGCGACCCGACUCAGCUGGGGAUCCCCACUGCCGAGGAGUGUUUCACAGCGUACUGUCUCCACAUGGGGACCCCGGCCGUCACCAACUGGAACUUCUACAUGGCAUUCUCUUUCUUUCGCGUUGCUGCUAUCCUCCAGGGGGUCUACAAGCGUGCACUCACAGGACAAGCCAGCUCGGCGAGUGCAGAGCAAAGCGGGAGGCUGGUGGAGUUCAUGGCUAACCUGGCGUGGGACUUUGCCAUCAAAGAAGGGUUCCGGGUUUUCAAGCAGACACCAACCACAAAGCCGUCGUCCAGGUCCUUUCACACCCAGGCCAGGCCUCGGACCCUGCCAAACAUCACAGGCGCCAGGCACUACUCCUCCUUUCCAGAGCCUUCCCCCACUCCUGCCUCACUGGGAGCUCUGGUCAUCUCCCCUGAGGGCCUGCCUGCACCGGUCAGAGAGCUGUACCGCCGUCUGAAGGGGUUCAUGGAGCAGCAUGUGUACCCCAUGGAGCAAGUGCUGCGGGACCACCAGGUCUCAGCAGGCCGCUGGACACCCUCCCCUCUGAUAGAGGGGCUCAAGGAGAAGGCCAAGGCUGAAGGACUCUGGAACCUUUUCCUUCCCGUGGAGACCGAUCCUGAGAAGAAGUACGGGGCUGGCCUGACCAACGUGCAGUACGCGCACUUGUGCGAGCUCAUGGGCUCCUCGGUGUACGCUCCAGAGAUCUUCAACUGCUCCGCUCCAGACACGGGGAAUAUGGAAGUUCUUGUGCGAUACGGCACCGAGGAGCAGAAGGCCCGCUGGCUGGUGCCGCUGCUGGAGGGCAGGAUCCGCUCCUGCUUCGCCAUGACAGAGCCCAAGGUUGCCUCAUCAGAUGCCACCAACAUCGAGUCGUCCAUCAGAGAGGAGGACGGCCACUAUGUCAUAAAUGGUCACAAGUGGUGGAUCUCAGGCAUCCUGGAUCCUCGCUGCCAGCUCUGUGUGUUCAUGGGGAAAACAGACCCAGAGGCCCCACGCCACCGGCAGCAGUCAGUGGUCCUGGUCCCCAUGGAGACCCCAGGCAUCAAAGUCGUCCGGCCCCUGACGGUGUAUGGUCUAGAGGACGCACCAGGUGGUCAUGGUGAAGUCCUGUUCGAGGACGUGCGCGUGCCCAAGGAGAACAUGGUGCUGGGCCCUGGCCGGGGUUUUGAGAUCGCACAGGGCCGGCUGGGUCCUGGCAGGAUUCACCAUUGCAUGAGACUGGUCGGGUUCUCUGAGAGAGCCCUGGAGCUCAUGAAGGCCCGAGUGCAGUCCCGUGUGGCCUUUGGGAAGCCGCUGGUGGAACAGGGCACACUCCUGGCAGACAUCGCCCAGUCGAGGGUGGAGAUCGAGCAGGCCCGCCUCCUGGUGCUCAAGGCUGCCCACCUCAUGGACAUGACCGGAAACAAGGCCGCAGCCCUGGACAUCGCCAUGAUUAAAAUGGUGGCCCCUUCCAUGGCCUGCCGUGUGAUCGACCGAGCGGUCCAGGCCUUCGGAGCCGCAGGGCUGAGCAGCGACUACCCCCUGGCUCAGUUCUUCUCCUGGGCCCGGGCGCUACGCUUAGCUGAUGGCCCCGACGAGGUGCACCAAGCCGCCGUGGCCAAGAUGGAGCUCAAGUCCCGGGCCUAG